CCAAUAACAACCCAAUAGCAGAAGAGUGCCUUCCAUCGCUUAAAACAAAUGGCGGCAGUGAUAAAAAAAUUCAGUUCCUUCUGCCUACUGCUAGUUCUAUGGCCAUGGAUACCAACGCCAACGACGACGACGACGGCAGCAGCCACAGCAAAUACUACUACCAUGGCGGCCAUGGGCGGUGUUGCCGUAAAGAAGGCCAAACCCAAUUGCGAGGACAAAUGCGGAGAAGUGGACGUCCCAUACCCCUUUGGAAUCCACAAAGGUUGUGCCAUCGAUAAUAAUGAUAGGUACUUCUUGCUCACAUGUAACCGCACCAGUUCUCCUCCGAAACUAAUAUAUGGAAGAAACAUCGAGGUUCGCAACAUCGAUCUCGAGAAUGCCACUAUGAGCGUUAUCAUAGAGAACUCCUACGACUGUUAUAACGAGGACGGAGAUUCCUCUGGCUAUUCCGGCGAAAACAUAACAUUGAGUAGUUUCUUCACGUUCUCAAACACUGAGAACAAGCUCAUGGCCUUCGGCUGCGACACGCUGGCGUACAUGACCGACUAUGAAAAUAGUUUCGGCAGUGGCUGCGUCUCGAUCUGCAGAAGAGAUGUGGACAUGUCGGCCGAAACCUCGUGUUCGGGCAAAGGCUGCUGCCAGACCUCUAUUCCCAAGAAUCUCAAGACUCUGCUCAUACAACUCCUCAGCUUCAAGAACCACACCAAGGUUCACCCAUUCAACCCUUGCGGGUAUGCGUUCUUGGCGGACCAGAGGACUUUCGACAUCUCCAAAAUGAGGCUCGAUUUUCGGCCGAAAGAUGUAAGAAAUUCUAGCGUUUUGCUGGAUUGGGUUGUGGGAAACGAGAAGUGUGAGGCUGCUAAAUCGAAUGGAUCGUCCUAUGUGUGCGGUGACAAUACUGAUUGUUACUUUUCGGACAAUGGUCGAGGAUAUCUUUGCCGGUGUUCCAAAGGUUUUAAGGGAAAUCCUUAUCUCAAACAAGGCUGUGAAGACAUAAAUGAGUGCUCAGAGCCAGAGACAUACAAAUGCACAGGAUGCAAAAACACAUUUGGAGGUUACACGUGCAAGUGCCCACUUGGGAUGCAUGGUGAUGGAAAAGAUGGAAACUGUCAAGGAUUUAGAUUUACCACUUUUGCUACAGUUAUCGGAGCAAGCAUUUUUUCGGUGAUAAUAGCUAUACUUCUUUUCUACGACUACAAUAGGAGGAAAAGGGAAAAAAUAUUCAAACAAAAUGGUGGUUUGGUGUUAAAGAACCAAAGAGUGAGAAUCUUCAGUAAAGCAGAGCUGGCCAAAGCAACCAAUAACUACAACCAAUCCAAUUUCCUCGGUCAAGGUGGCUUUGCUUCAGUUUAUAAGGGAGUUGUACAAAAUGAAACUAGUACUAGUACUAGUGCUACUACUCAACAAAUAGCUGUGAAGAAACCGAAACUUGAAAAGGACGACAAGAACAAUACUUUACAAAUCAACCGCCAACAAUUCCAUGAAGAAAUUGCCAUCGUUUCCCAAGUCAACCACAAGAAUGUGGUCAAACUUUUGGGGUUAUGUCUCGAGGCCAAAGUCCCACUUUUGGUUUACGAAUUAGUACCAAAUGGAACCCUUUCCAAGCACAUCCACGCUAAGAGAUCUUUGUCAUCUGAUAUGUUAAGGCCUUGGAGAACUCGACUACGUAUUGCAACAGAAACUGCUCUUGCCAUUGACUAUUUGCAUUCUUUGGCUCACCCUCCAAUCAUUCAUCGAGACAUUAAGUCGACCAACAUUCUCUUAGAUGAAAACUAUACUGCCAAAGUGUCUGAUUUUGGUGCCUCAGUUUUGAUACCUCCAGGGCAAAAUGGUAUAGCUACAACGGUUCAAGGGACUCUUGGCUACUUAGAUCCUGAAUACUUGACUACUGGUACACUGACUACAAAGAGUGAUGUUUAUAGCUUUGGUGUUGUUUUGAUGGAGCUAAUUACAGGAGAACGACCAAUAUCAAAUGGAGUUAUUAGGAGUGGAGCUAAAAGGAAUAUUAUUCAGUACUUUGUUUCGACGCUAAGAGAGAACAAGGGUGAGAAAUGCGUGGAGAAGAUAGUGGAUCCUAAGGUUGUUUACGAUGAAAAUCACGAAAGGGAGAUAGAGAUAGUUGCUAUGCUCGCAAUGAAAUGCUUGGAAGUACAUGGUGAAAAAAGACCAUCCAUGAAAGAAGUGGCAGAAGAGCUUUUGGUGGUUAACAAGCUUAAAGGAAAUGAUAAACACUACAAGAAUAAUAAUGCUCAACGAAAUAAUGGAGAAGAGACGGAACAAUUACUCAGUGUUGAUCAUAAUCAGUCAUCGUUUUCCAUUAGCCAUUCCAAUAUUGAGAAUGAUCAAGCCGUCGAGUAUACCACAUUUGAUGUGUCGGGAUAUAACGUGGAAUCAUCAAUUUCUCUCAACUAGUACAAAUUGCGUUGUUGCUAUCCCACAAAGUCUUUCUUACAACUAAAGUCUCAUUUGUAUUGUUUACUUUAUAUGGUUUACGUGUCACUUUGUAUAAUGUUUAAGUACGGGUGCAAUUAUCCUUACUCUUAUUUUUAUGUUUGAGAUAGAUAACUUGUUUGUCAAGAAAUAGAAAAAGGGAGAAGGUGCCUCUCUCCAAACCUAUAAAGUUCAAUUUUUUAUUUUA
Molecule: messenger RNA, 2638 nt
Organism: Humulus lupulus (European hop)
Lineage: Eukaryota; Viridiplantae; Streptophyta; Magnoliopsida; Rosales; Cannabaceae
Product: wall-associated receptor kinase 2-like
Exons: 3
Coding region: 49-2412 (787 amino acids)
Biological process (GO): protein phosphorylation; cell surface receptor signaling pathway
Cellular component (GO): plasma membrane
Molecular function (GO): protein serine/threonine kinase activity; ATP binding; polysaccharide binding
Source: RefSeq, a predicted model, not a curated record